AUGGGAAAUUUUUCGGUUUCUGAUGAUUGGACAAAAGAGCAGGACAUGGCAUUGCGCAAAGCUUACUUCAGUGCCCGACCAUCCCCACAUUUCUGGAAGACAGUUUCAAAAAUGGUGCCAGGGAGAUCUGCUGAAGACUGCUUCAACAGAAUUUAUACUGACCUCUCAACACCGACUCCAAUUGCCCCACGUUCCAGAACAAGUAAACCAACAUUUUCUCCUAUAGGAAAUUUCACAUUGUCUGAUCCAAAACUUCCAAAUAUCUUGGAACCUACAGUCAGAAGGCGAAAGACCGCUAAACAGAAGAAUCUAGUAGCACAGAAGACAGUGAAGCAUUUGUUGCAGAAGCAUUGCCGCAUUGACCAAGCUCAAGAGGCUGACCACUUCUCAAUUUUUGAAAGCUCACCAAGUGCCUUACAAUUGAACUUAUCUUUUGAAGAUUCUCCUGGGACUCCUGACAGUUGUAUGAAUUCAGCUUCUCUAGGCAAGCGCAGUGGAAGUUCUUCAGCACGAAAGAAACCAUUUUCUAGGUUAAGAACUAAGCCAUCUGAACUGAGCCCAGCAGUUCUAAAGCCUAUAAAGAAUGUUAUCUUACAUGAGAAGUACAUUGAUCAAUUGGCACGUAGAGAAGGCACAAAAAGGCCUCGCAGAAGGACUCCAGCAGGCUCUAAAGCUGCUGAUUCUGGGAAGUUUCUUUCUGAGCAGCAAGCUGGUAGUGUGAAGGCUGCUAAAAAUGCUCUCAUCUCAGAAGCAACCAACUUAAUAAGCAGUUUUAAGACGCUGCAAGCCAAUUCCCUUGUGCAUGUUGUGGAGAAUAGUGAAGACGAGAUUGAAUGUGAUGCCAGUGAUUGUAGCCAUGAUGAUAAAGAAUAA
Molecule: messenger RNA, 873 nt
Organism: Miscanthus lutarioriparius
Lineage: Eukaryota; Viridiplantae; Streptophyta; Magnoliopsida; Poales; Poaceae
Source: the annotation of a GenBank genome assembly